UUAGCAAUAACCAAUCGGACGCGACGAAGCGGCGGCGGUUUGAAUUGGGGCGGCAGCGGCCGGCCGCGGUGUGCAGAGUGGAAGGUGGCCUGCGGCAGCUGCGGGAAUGAUUUUUCGUCAUGGAGGGCGAUCCCACGCUGAAGGAGGGUCUAGAUCGCAACAACUCCCGAUUCGUGUCAUCCAUGAACCGGAUCUUAAAAAAGUAUAAUCAUCCAUUCGAGAAUGACAUACUCAUAUCAAUGUCUACUCUCACUUAUGAAACACCUGACGGACCUAAAAAAUGGGACACGGAGUCAAGGACUGAAAAACAGAAGAAAAAAUUUACGAAGAUUAGUCCAAGGCCAAGGAGCAGAGAGAAGCAGAGCCGUGGUUUUGAAGAUAAGCCCUCAGCAGCACACGAGGAAUCUUCUGAGAGCUCUGGUGCAGAUACAUCUGAUACAGGACCUAAAAAACGGGAUACGGUGUCAAGGACUGAAAAACAGAAGAAAAAAUUCAUGAAGAUUAGUCCAAGGCCAAGGAGCAGAGAGAAGCAGAGCCGUGGUUUUGAAGAUAAGCCCUCAGCAGCACACGAGGAAUCUUCUGAGAGCUCUGGUGCAGAUACAUCUGAUACAGGUGAAGAAAGUGGUGCCGUAGCCUCAGUAGGAAGAAGAUCUGAAGGAAUUCGUCUCCAGAAUCAGAAUGUAGAUGAUGGACAAAUCCUAGAGAAAAAAAUAGUUCCAGUGGAUGUGAUAUUACAAGGUGAUGAGAGAAAUUAUCCCAAAUGGAUAACGAUUACCACUCCACGUUCGUCAAAAAGUCAUCAUUCAACUUCGCCAGGGCAGAAACAGCUUGGCAAUCGAGCUAUUUGCAGAAAGAAGCUAGAGUUUUCAAAUGAAUGUUCUUCAUCCAAAUAUCCACAGUUACAACAUUCUGCUGUUCCCAUUUCAUCAAAUACAGUAGCCUCACCCAGUCAUCAACCUCCUCCAGAACUAAGCACGGCUUCAUGUGGUAGUAUCCUUGCAGAAUACCAGUCUGCAUAUGAGGAAUGCUCCUUUUCCAGUACAACCCUUUUAGGCUUGUAUCCAUCAAUGGUAGCGUUACUUACAAAGCUCAUGACAAAGCGUUCUCAGAGAAAAGUGUUGAAGUACAUGUUUGGACUCUUAAGGUCCAAGAGACGGCAUUCUAGAAGACCAAAGCUCAAUGUCACUGUGGACAAAAUGAGAGGGUUCAGAAAGGCAUCUGGAAAAAGCCAAAGAGUCUGCAAACACAGUGCUUUUCCUGAUGGUAUGGAUAGAAUGGGAGAGACAUUUAUAGUUGAAGAUAAAUUACAGACUACUGACUCACCAAAAGAUUUAGAAUACACAGAAGAUGAAAAAUCUACUUACAAACACUUCUCAGAACCCAGUUUUAUAACAUCUACUGCCAAUUCAGAUUCAAGAAAGUUUCAUCUUGUAAAAGAGAAGACUCAGAAAACUGACUUUCAUGUUGGUACCUCAGAGUUGUGUUCAUCUGCUUGCAGUUCCCAUGGCAAUAGAAACAAUUCUAUACCUACCACAAAUUGUUCUCCUGCAAGAUCAUCAAAUACUAUGUUCAUAUAUCCUCAAAAAACAACUUCUUUCCAGUGCAAAGAGUCAUUUUCCUCCUCAAAGCAGAAUUCUUCAAAGACGGACAAAGAAAUAGAUGCUGCAUUUGACGAGCUCUACUACAGAGGGAUUUCUGGAGAAUACCUAAAGCCUUUGACAUUGACAAGACCUCUUAUAAACUCACAGAAUCUUAAAGAGAAAGGAACAUUAGUGAAGAGUAAUCGAAGUGAUUCUGAGAGGUCCCUUAAACAGUGUGAUAUAGAAUUUGAGAAACUGUGUGGGAACUCUAUUCCAAGAUCUCCCGGGCUUCAGACAGCUUCAAAUUUCAGGAAAUAUGAAGAAAUAGAGAUUCCUGAAACUGUAAAUGCUCUUGUUAAUUCUCCUGUCAGAACUUAUUCUGCAAUUUCCAGUGUUAAAAGAGCAGGAAAUUUUCAAAACCAUCCUCUUUGUUCACCAGUAAAGCGACUGAAAUUUAUACCAGGACAUUGUUUUUCUUCAAGCAAAUGUCAGGAGAUUUCCCACAGUAAAGAGGGUAAUCUUCAGACAGGAGGCAUGGAUUUUUUGAGCAUGUACAACUGUAGCAAGCCCACCUUUUUUGCUGAUCACAACUGUCAUUGUCAGGGCUCUGGAUCUCAUGAUUCUUCACAUCAAAGCUUUCUUGGUAUUCCUGGUACUUCCCUGCAAGAAUCUGGGACUGCGGGUGCACACUCUGGUUGGCCUGGGGCAAUGGAGAAUUGCAGCUCUCUCAGAAAUGUAAGCAAGUGUCACCCAAGAAUAUCCAGAAAACUAAGCUACACUGAUGGGAAAGACCAAUUGUAGGAAUCCCUUGGAUGACUCUCUGGUUAAAGCUCACCGAGAAGCAUUAAUGCACUGUUGCAGUUUAAAAAGUUUUGUAUAAGUUGGGUUUUAUUCAGUGUUGUUCCUUCUUCCAAGAAUCUAGGAUGUAUAAUUUUAUGUAAGCAAUAUACAAACAGUUCUGAUUUAUACUUUUUUGUGGUUCAAAUCUUUGGGAAAAGGUUCAUCCCUUUUUACAGGGCACUUCUUACUCAAUCUAUGGCUAAGUUGGAUUUUUGUAUUUACAGUAUUUGUAAUAACAGAGUGCGAUCUGUAUUCUUUUUAUUUGCUGAUAAGCUUUGAUUCUUACUGUAUUAAUAAUAAGGAACAAGCUCAUUUACCUGAAUUGCUGCUUAUUCAUGUUUUUUGAGUGUCUCAGUACAGAUCCAAAUUCACUGCUAUGUGCUAUGUUAGUGUUAACAUUUUCUCAGUAUUUCACCAAAGUUGAUAUAAUAAGAUUUGAUUCUUACUGUGUUAGGAAGGAUCUUAUUAAAGAUCUUAGAAGCUUAUAAAUAAGCUUGUUCCUUAUUAGGAAGGAACAAGCUUUUUUACCUAAAUUGCUGCCUAUUCAUGCUUUUUGGAUGCAUCAGUACAGAACCAAAAGUCACUGCUAUAUGCUAUGACUUAAGUCUGCUAUGCAAUGGUAAUGUUAAAAUUUUCCAGAGUUGAUUGUUCAAUAAAAUUUUAUACUGUUUAAUAGGUUUGAUAAAUGCACUCUGUGUUUUUGACAAAAUUGUACCCAACACAGUGUAUGUUCCAAAUAAAAAACUGUUCUGAACAAA
Serinus canaria (Common canary) is the source of this 3178-nucleotide messenger RNA. It is a transcript of the gene HJURP, whose product is annotated as Holliday junction recognition protein. Gene Ontology annotation, cellular component: chromosome, centromeric region. The record is from RefSeq and is a predicted model, not a curated record. The transcript has 17 exons. Lineage: Eukaryota; Metazoa; Chordata; Aves; Passeriformes; Fringillidae. Gene Ontology annotation, molecular function: histone binding. Bases 120 to 2381 code for a protein of 753 amino acids. Gene Ontology annotation, biological process: CENP-A containing chromatin assembly.